This is a messenger RNA of Cannabis sativa, 1533 nucleotides long. RefSeq names its product peroxisomal nicotinamide adenine dinucleotide carrier. Bases 319 to 1344 code for a protein of 341 amino acids. Gene Ontology annotation, biological process: nucleotide transport; transmembrane transport. The transcript is spliced from 4 exons. NCBI's taxonomy places the organism in Eukaryota, Viridiplantae, Streptophyta, Magnoliopsida, Rosales, Cannabaceae. The record is from RefSeq and is a predicted model, not a curated record.
AGUCAGCACAACUUCACCCACCAUCUGUCUACGUUAAUCAAUUUCUCUAUUUCUUUUCUUCUGUCUUUUUUUGAUCGCGCUCCCUCUUUCUUCUAUCACUUGCUAACCUCUUUCAUCGGAGAGGAGGAAUUCAUAGGCUGUGUUGGGUUGUCCAACUCGGCUUCUUUACCACCUGCGCACGCUUCGCUCAUUGCUCUGAUAAACAAUUACAAUUACUUCACUCACAGAUCUCUUCUCUCUUUUUCCUGAAUGUUGAUCUGCACUUUCCCGAGAAAAUAAGCUUCAGUUUCCUUUUCCUCUCCGAUAAACAACAGAAAAAUGUCAGACGCGUUGAUCAAUGGGCUCGCCGGAGCUGGAGGCGGGAUCAUCGCCCAGCUGAUCACAUAUCCUCUUCAAACCGUGAAUACUCGACAACAAACAGAGCGUGAUCUGAAGAAAGAGAAGAGGAAGCUUGGAACUGUUGAUCAAAUGUGUCAGGUUGUAAAAGAAGAAGGAUGGGGACGAUUAUACGGAGGUUUGACGCCAUCGCUUGCAGGAACAGCUGCUUCUCAGGGUGUUUACUAUUAUUUCUAUCAAAUAUUCAGGAACAAGGCUGAAGUUGCUGCACUUGAACAGAUGAAGUUAGGAAUUGGUGAUGGAUCAGUUGGCAUGCUUUCUUCACUUGUGGUGGCUGCUUUAUCUGGGUGUGUGAAUGUGCUGUUGACGAAUCCUAUAUGGGUAAUUGUUACUCGCAUGCAGACUCAUACAAAAAUCUCAAAGUCCUUGCCUGAGACACGACCAAUUACUCCAGAUGAAGCAGUUCUUACUGCAGCAACCGAGCCUCCGCCAUUUGGGACUACCCAUGCAAUUCAAGAAGUUUAUGGUGAAGCUGGAGUUUGGGGAUUCUGGAGAGGUGUAUUUCCAACAUUAAUUAUGGUUAGCAAUCCUUCCAUACAAUUCAUGUUGUAUGAAACCAUGUUGAAGAAGCUUAGGAAAAGACGUGAUUUGAGUAAGCAACGUAACAAAGGAGUGACAGCUUUAGAGACAUUUCUUCUUGGUGCUCUGGCAAAACUAGGAGCUACUGUUGUCACAUAUCCUCUUUUAGUUGUCAAGGCUAGGCUUCAAGCUAAACAGAUUGCAACCGGUGACAAAAGGCAUCAUUACAAAGGCACAUUAGAUGCUAUUUUGAAGAUGAUCCGGUACGAAGGCUUCUACGGGUUUUACAAAGGGAUGAGCACAAAAAUUGUGCAAAGUGUACUUGCAGCUGCUGUUUUGUUCAUGGUUAAGGAAGAACUUGUAAAGGGAGCUCGGUUCUUGCUUACCAGUAAGACCACAAAAAAGUUGAAGUCAAAGGUUUCAUUGUAGUCUCACUUUCCUUACGUGCUGUCUUAGCAAGGCAUAUCUGUAGUCAAAUUUAUAUUUACAAAAUUUUCCCUCUUUCGACAAACUCUUGCUUUGGGAAAUGAUUAGGAUGUUAGAGGAUUGAAUGGAAGUAAUAAAAUCUGUAUACCAAAUGUUAUAUUUUAUCUUAAAAAUGUUCCUUAUUGAUUUGUA